This is a messenger RNA of Oryzias melastigma (Indian medaka), 2439 nucleotides long. It is a transcript of the gene sparcl1, whose product is annotated as SPARC-like 1. The coding region runs from base 96 to 2087 and encodes 663 amino acids. The record is from RefSeq and is a predicted model, not a curated record. NCBI's taxonomy places the organism in Eukaryota, Metazoa, Chordata, Actinopteri, Beloniformes, Adrianichthyidae. Gene Ontology annotation, molecular function: calcium ion binding; collagen binding; protein binding. Gene Ontology annotation, biological process: anatomical structure development. The transcript is spliced from 11 exons.
CAAGAGGAGUUUAGCAUGGGUCCCCAUGUCUACACCUCACCCCCCGAAGACCCUCCCAAAGCCAGCAUUGACAUUGCAGACCCCAUGUGUUCUGCAUGCCAGUUUGUGUGGAGUGUGUGUCCUGGCUUGAAUACAAAAGCACAUCUUCACAAGUACAACAUCGGCCGGCAUCAGUGUUUGUAAGGAAUCCUCCUUUUGUUUUUUGUGACAACCAACUUCAGGCAGGUAUGAGGGCCUGCUUGGUGUUCAUUUGCUUCCUGGUAGCAACCUUUGCCCUAUCUGUGAAGGGCAAACAUCAUGGAAAACACAGGGUAUUGCAAAAGACUUCAAUCAGGGAAAAGGAUGGGAUCACAGAGGAAGGUAAUAACCCACAGGUGUCCCCCACCUCAGUCCCCUUUGACGUCAGCAGCAUGGAGAAGGAAGAUGAACCAAGCUCAGACAGUAACACCAGCGCAAAGAAGAUCAAGGAAGCAAAGGAAAAGAGAGACCAGAGCAGUGCAGUUCUGAUGAGCGAGGAGGAACUGGUUGACCUCCUGAAGAAAGAGGCCAAAGAAGAGGAAGAUGCAGAAGUGAAAGAGUUAGAGGAUGAGGAGGCAGAGGCUGGCAAGGCACUGAGGGGUGAAGGUGAGGAGAAAAUCUUAGCGGAAAGCACAGAGGAUGAAGAGGAGGUCAAAAAGGAAGAGGAGGUCAAGAAGAUGCUCCUUGAGGAAAUAGUGGAAAAUCCUGCUGGUGGAGAGGAGACAGUGACCUCACCAGAGGAAACAGAGAGCAGCACAGAAUCAGAGAUUAUAGCGGAUCUUGAUUAUGCUGCUGACAGUGGAGUAGUCCAACCUCUGCAAUCUGUAUCAACGGAAGUGACCACCUCUGCUCAUGAAAUCCAGUCCAGUUCAAAAGAAGAUGCAUCCGAUGAUCAGAAUAAAAAAAAUAAUGAGGCAGAGUUCCAACAAGACAUGCAAUCCCCCAGUAAGGAGGCGCGUAAGGAUGACACUACAGUAUCAGCCAAAUCUGAAGAAAAGACCCCCAGUCAUGCAGAACCUGAAUCAAACGUGGACCCUGGAAAAGAGGAAGAGGCAGUUAAGGAUGACAGCAAAGUUCAAACCAAGGCAAAGACAAGGAUGGAAAGGAGAAAACAGCGAGCAAGAAAGAACUCUCCACAGAGGGAUGAGGGGCGUCCUGAGCAAGCACAGAGCCAACAGGAUCCACAGGAGUCUCGGGAACCAGGAACCAGAGGUGGACCUAACAAAGCAAAGCGGAGACGGGCAGAAAAAUGGGGUCCUUUGGUGGGACUGAAUCCAGUGCAGAUAAGAUCUUCGGUGAACCUGCACCCUGAUUCAAAGAAAUCUUUCGCUGGAGACAUUCAUGUUGAAGAAAGCCUUACUGAUCCAUGCUACAAUUUCCGUUGCAAGCGUGGGAAAACAUGUAAGCUUGAUGCAGACAAUAAGCCCCGUUGUGCCUGUCAAGAACCGUCAGAAUGUCCAUCCAGCACAAAUGAAUUUGAUAAUGUUUGUGGGACAGACAACAGAACUUACGAUACGUCAUGUCAUCUCUUUGCUACAAAGUGUAACUUGGAUGGGACAAAGACGGGCCACAGGCUCCAUUUGGACUACAGUGGUCCAUGCAAACUGAUACCUCCAUGUUUGGACAAUGAACUUUCCCAGUUUCCUCUAAGAAUGAGGGACUGGCUGAAAAACGUGCUUCUGCAGUUGUAUGAGCUUGACUCCAUGUCACCUGGUUACCUCACCCCAAAACAGCGUUUCAAAGUCAAGAAAAUCUUUGAGAAUGAGCGACGCCUUCAUCCCGGUAACCACACUGUGCAGCUGCUUGCACAGGACUUUGAGAAGAACUACAACAUGUACAUUUAUCCUGUCCACUGGCAGUUUGCUCAGCUGGACCAGCACCCUUCAGACAGGGUUCUGACCCACUCUGAGUUGGCACCACUCAGGGUCCCGCUGGUACCAAUGGAGCACUGCACCUCGCACUUCUUCCAGAAAUGUGAUGCUGACAAAGACAAGCAGGUUUCCUUCAAAGAGUGGACUUCCUGCUUUGGUAUCAAAAAUGAUGAUAUGGAUCCCAACUUACUUUUCUAAGAAUGGAUGCUCCCCUCAUGAACUUGUAGAAGCUGCUGGCUGAAUCAUCUGGCUCUUAUCGUUCCACAACAUACAUGACUGUACCUCCUGAUAUACAAAUAAUGAUUAUUUUUGUGGUUUAGGUUGAGCUUAGACAAUUACCUUGGUUAUCUGUACCCGAUCUUGAGUUGGUAGGAUCGUUGGAUUACCCUGUAUCUCAUGACUAGUUUAGUUUAAUUUUGUUUCCUUGAGUCUUCCUACUUUUGUGAUUCAAAAACGGUGCUGCUUCAUUAAACGCUGACAUGAUCUUGUUUACUGUAGCUGAAAUUAAAGUUAAAAGCCUGUGUAAUAACACAUCUGUAUUAGUACUGAU